This is a messenger RNA of Penicillium antarcticum, 3978 nucleotides long. Its product is annotated as GAS2 domain protein. Gene Ontology annotation, molecular function: microtubule binding. The record is from RefSeq and is a predicted model, not a curated record. The coding region runs from base 1 to 3978 and encodes 1325 amino acids. NCBI's taxonomy places the organism in Eukaryota, Fungi, Ascomycota, Eurotiomycetes, Eurotiales, Aspergillaceae. The transcript is spliced from 2 exons.
AUGGCAGCCAAUCGAAUAAACCCCAAUCGCCCACUCAUCCGCCUUUCCCCCGUCCACUCCCGUAAUAACUCUCGCUCAACCUCGCCUGAACGACCUGCUCCUCUUUACCAGAAAAUUGACCCUCUACUGAGCAACCUCUCCCCCGAAUCGACCCUCCACGCCCUCACCUCCACCGAUGCCGUCCCCUCCAACGAGGAAGGCGCCUAUGACAUCCUCUCUCAGAGUAUAUCCCAGGUUUCGCCUGCGGAGCGUGCUCUGGGGAUCCGCGCCGCUGUAGCUGCUCAGAAUCUGGACCUGUGGCAUAAGGAGGUGCAGUCGUGGACAUGGCCGAGCCAGCAGGACGCAAAGCUUGGAAAGGGCUUUGUGCCUCCACAGGCAGCUUCGCAGUCCAACGACACCCUUUCCGUGGCACCCCCGACCAUUCCGGACGACGAUUACUAUGGUAGCUUGUCAGCCAGCGUGGUGGAGCGAUAUGAAAAGAGAAUAGAUGAGAUCCGCGAUGGAAUGGACGAUCUUAACGUGGAGGAAUUGAAGGAACACGUUUUGAAUGCCCACAUUCCUUCCAGAUCUCGCCCUUCGUCUUCCACAAGUUGCGUGUCUGCGCCCCCACCGCUCAGUUAUGUGCAGCUCAGUGACUUUACGGCUGUCAUCACUGCAACCAUCCUCCGCGCCCUUCCUUUCCUCUCUCGUCUCAAUGCCCUGCUUACUACCUGGGAUGUCCGCCUUCUUGUUCUGCGCCAGAUUCCUGGUUUACUCAGGGAGCUAACCAUCACUCGGUCCGCCCUUGAUUCCUCCCUUGAUUCAUUGCAGUCCCCGCAGUCUUCUGCUAGCCAACGCCGAUACUCCGACGCGUCCUUGGUUACUGAUCAUGUUAGAUUGGAGUCUGCGGUUGUUGCCGUGGGUCGGCGGAUGGAUCGCGUUCUCGAUGCUCUUGAAGGCCGCCCGGAUUCCUUGCCUGAACAUUGGAUAGAUGAUCUAGAACAUAUUGAGUCGGACUUCGCUGCCUGGGUGGUUGAGUGUGAAAAAUACAAGGUUCAUAACCAGUGGUUGCGUGCUCAGCAGGAGACGAAGUCCCAAGCUGCCGCCCAGGCUGAAUCCGAGAAGCAAUUGGAGGAGAUGCGGCAGGAUCCGGUUUCCAUUGAAGCUCUCUCGGAGUUAGCGAAUGAUGGUGAACAGAAACAUGUUGAUGCCAAGCAUGAACAAUAUGCCGUCGAAGUUUUUUCCCACGAAGCUCUCACACUUACACAACCACUUGUGGAACAGGCGACCCUUGCUAUGAAAAAGCCAUCACCUCCGGCUUCUUUCCGUGAACAAUCUUCCGAACCAAAGAUCUCACCACCUCCGCCGACAUCCUUGAUAGCAGAGAAACAAGAAGUUCAAGCACCUGUUGCUGUGACCGAGGAUCUUACAACCCCAACUCAAGCGGAAUUCCCAUUGGGUAUCUUGUCACUCAAUGGUCAACUCUCCGCAGGCCAAACACCUCGUGCAAAUGGAAUUGUUUCGGAAAACAAGGAGAAUAUCCCUCCUUCUAUUCCUCAGACCGACCAAUUUUGGUCGCCUCCUCGGAAUGCGACCAUUGAAAGUGCAUUGACUGAAAACAAAAAUCUAUUUGAAGACCCCUUCUCGCGGCCUUCUACAGCCGAAGCCAAGGCCCAGCUCCCAGCAGUCACUGUGUCUACUGAUGUUUUGCCUGUCGGAGACACGAAUGUACCUGCUAGCAACGGUUUGCGAUCCCAGAUAGGAGCUGGUACCCGAGUAGAGCAGGUCCAUGUUCCCCAGUCCGACUCUGAAACCAGCCCCAAGGCUCAUCUCGUCAAUCGAUCUGCUAAGCAGGAUUCUCAAACACCUGACGAGAUUCCACAUGAGCGUGACGUUGCAACAGCCGGGAUCUUCUCCCCGGACCUGCCUUCGGAUACAUCUGAUAUCCGAAUGCCUCGUGUAAGGUCUUCUGUCAAGAGCUCCUAUCAAAACACCGUUGCUGUAGUUUCUGGUUCAGGCUCCAUUCCUGCGGGGUUGAAAUCCCAGAUACCCAGUCCAGUGAAGAAAGCAGACGUGCCACGCACAGUUCGAAAACCGCUACAAAGUCCUAUCAAGCUUUCCAAAGCCCGAUCCGGAAGAUUAAGCCUUGACAAAGAGCCCCAGCUGUCACCGAAGAUCACCCGCCGUCGUCGGACCUCCACCGGAUCUGUGCGUUCCUUGCUCUCGGACCACUCUUCGCUCAUCUCGAGCCCUGACGUGCCGGGGUUGCGGACUGCAUCAUCAAACGAAACACCCAUCAGCGCAUCAUCUCAUCCCGAAUCCGCAUGCCCCCCUUCACAUGACGAUUACACCCUGAGAGAGGAUCGCCUUCGUCGCCUGGAGAAUCUCAAGCCUGAUCCCCGGGUCUCCUUCCAGCAAAGUCGCACUGUCAGUCUGCCUCUUGAGCGAUUUAUCAAUGAGCGAUUGGAGAUGGGCUUAGGAAGCGAGUCAGCGGAUGUUACUUCGAGACAGCCCGUCAAAGCCUCGACUACAUCCGUUGGCUUGCCCGAACUUGCCAAGUCUCGAACCAGAAAUGCAGAUCGGGAUUCUGUCGUAUCCUCACAAGGACCACGCAUCUCGACGCGUCGUCCCCAACUUUCUCGAGGCAAAUCUGCGUCUGACCUGCGCACCCAGAAUGAAAAGUUGAAGGCCGCUGAACACAACCGAAACGCAUUCAGUAGAAAUUCUGCUUACCGAGCCAUGGAACCUCAGGUCCAGCCCAAGUCUCUCCGAUUGCGACAACGAUUGACUGCUCAUCCAAGCCUUGAAAGCUUGGGCAUCAAGAGACAAGAGCUCUCUUAUGUGGAGGAGCAUGAAUCCGAGCUCACUGAUUUCGGAUCCCGCCCCUCUUCACCAACCAAGCACGUAAGACAGCCUCGUGACCAAAUGGAUGAACGGAUCAGCUCUAUUCUCAACACGCUGCCUGGUCGCAUUCAGUUGGUCGACUCAAACCACGAAGCAGACACUUCGUCUCCAUCAUCCUCCGUGGAUCGAAGAAUGCAUUACCGGUCAGAAUCACCUACUGUUCCUCCAACUCGCAGUACUACACCUGCCCCUUCUCUGAUGUUGACGCCUGCUGCCCGAAGACGUUCCCAUGCAUUCAAGACAGAAGAUAGCUGCGUCAAGCUCUAUCACCUGCACCACGGAGGCCAGUCCGCACCAACCAAACUGUUCGUUCGCACUGUCGGCGAAUCCGGCCAGCGCGUGAUGGUUCGCGUAGGUGGUGGAUGGGCUGACUUGGGUGAAUAUCUCCGCGAAUACGUCAUCCACCACGGCCGUCGCAAGGUGUCUGAGACUCCUCGUGUUGAAGUGCAAGGCAUCCGAACUCGCUCCUCUCCAUCUUACUCCUCGCCGGGCACUAUGCUUACCCCGGCUGCUUCAUCAUAUCUCACCUCUGGCCGAGCCACCCCCUCCCGGCCCCAAUCUGUGCUCAGUGCCAGGCCCCCUUCAUCGCUUACCGUCCGCAAGACACGACGAAGCUCGAAUGCAUCUGACAUCACUGGUACUCGUGCAGUUACCACCGGCCAUCUGCAUGCCUUCACCUCGCCUCCCCCUACUGUCCCCCACAUUCCCGCAUCAGGCGGCAGACGACUCUCAGUCUCUUCGGGUUAUUCGAUUGCUGAAUCGCAUUCCCCUGCCAACAAUCCUGUCCCUCUUCCCCACGAUUCCCGUGCUACUCCGCUGGGCUUGGCUGGCCCAAGACCACGUGCACGAUAUGAAUCCAUGAGCCCGGAGGGUGAAGCCUGGGUCGAAGAUGUUCUCCAAAAGACUCGUCGCUCCAGCUCGCACAACCCACCACCAAUCGGACUCGGUCUGAUGGAGCACGAUGAUAGCCGAUCCGAGAUUGGAGAUGCCGGUAUUAGGUACUCUCUACCGAAAGUCCGCAGCAUCGACGAGAUUGGAUCUAUUGGCACAAGUCGACGGGUCGCGUUGAGAGGGCUUGGGAGUCGCAGGUCGUAA